UGAACAUUUAAACUAGAUAAGCACGAUUUAACAAAAAAUAAGUGGAAUGGAAAAAAGUAGUUGAACGAUAUGUCGCUUGACUGGCGGUUGAAGUCUUUUGUGCUGAUGGAAUUCGCUCGAGGCCAUCGCGAAUGUUUUUGUUUUUUGUUUCGCUUCGUAGAAAAGUAUCUUGGUUCUUCGUUUACCAUUUAAAACAUGUUCUCUUUUAACCUUUCGAUUUUGUUUGGCAUAAAUUGUGAAAGUAAAAACUGUUUUAUUUUGUUCCAUCACAUGGGGGCGAUGGGCCGACAUCGAAGCAAAUGACACGUUCGAUGAUUUUGUUUUAAAAUUUAGCUUGUACCGACAUAGAGCGCCCUCGGGGAAGCAUUAAUAGAAAGUUUAUAAAUAAAGGUAAAGUCUUUCCGAUUUCAAAAAGAGAUCUGUAUGAACGUUAGAACAAUGUUCAUAGCGCGGAUUGCCGUUGUUUGGGUUUGUCUUGUUUCCAUCACAUGCUCUCGUCCUGCUUCUCUGCUAAGGAGCGUUAGUAGACGUAAAGGCUCACUCCACUCGGUGCCGGUCAAGAUGAAAAGGCAAACGGACGAUCUCCAUCGAAGGUUAAUGGGAACGGAACCGUCUCACUACGGGGACCAAUUUUCCCCGGAAGAUCAGAGCGACGAGUCGAUGAUGCAUUUGCGCAAAAAAGCAUCGAUCGCAGAGGUUUUCCGUCACAGGCUGAUGGCAUGUGGAUUGAUAACAACCAAAUCCCCCGAACGCUGGAGGGAUCGUUUGAUUGCCGAGUUGGAUGAAAUUAUUACGGAAAUAGAGCAUCGGUGUGCCCUGUGCAAAACGUUGUACGAUGAACCCUGCCGGUAUGAAGUGCUCCGCAGCCUGAUCGAUCCUUGUCCAGCAUGUAUUCGACGGAAGCAGAGCACCAAGCAACGGCUCUUACUUACGCUUCAAAAGGUGCUGGAAAAAUCAUUGAACAGUGAACACGUGCAAAGUGAUAGUAGUAGUGUGGGGGCUGAGGAAGAGAACGAGGGUCAUGGCACAAACAUUUGGUCCAUUACAGAAAAACCGAUGAGUAGAAAAACGAGAAGCACAACGGAGCUAUCUAUGCAGUUAACAACACGCCACGCAGGGAACCCUCAGGAUGAUGAUGCGUUGCACACUGCUGUACAGAAUUACAAGCUUAAAGCUCCUUGGCGAUCGCAGCAGCUCACAACCGAACCCACCAAAACCACAUCGAGCGUAAAUCAAACUAACGUUCCGUACCAUGACAGAGAGCCUUCCGCAGUGCACGUCAUCGACGGACAGCCUGUGGAUAAUGUGCACGAUUUCUUGCAACAGUACAUGAACCUCGUGUACGGUGGGCAGCCGGGCAACGAGCAACGGAAGCAGUUUUUUCUUGACCAAUUAUGCCGAAAUGCAACCAACGGCAGGAUCGUGCUGCAGUGCAAAGAUAUCGCCGGGCAGCGAAAAACGCGUUCCUCAGAAAACGGCACAGCAGAAAAAGUAUCGGCUUGGAAUGCUGGUGAAGAUUCCAACGCCUCAAGUGACAUUCAAAAGUCGCUACUUUUUACUACCCCAUCCAUAAAUGAUUUAAGAGCUAAAGCUGUACGUUGCAAGUCGUGUUGGACACUCGGUAGAAAAAGGCCACAGUGGGAAGGAUUCAAUUGAGUUGUAUUACUAAAAAAAAGAUAACUAAAUAAAUAAAAACCUUCUUGGAAGUAGCAGACGGUUCCAAAGGAUUGCCAAAA
Molecule: messenger RNA, 1736 nt
Organism: Anopheles stephensi (Asian malaria mosquito)
Lineage: Eukaryota; Metazoa; Arthropoda; Insecta; Diptera; Culicidae
Exons: 3
Coding region: 424-1656 (410 amino acids)
Source: RefSeq, a predicted model, not a curated record